AUGAAGCUGUUAUCUUGGAACAUUAGGGGUUUGGGUAAACCUGAAAAGAAGGGAAGAAUUAAAGGCCUAUUAAAGGACAAGCAUGUUGAUAUUGUUUUCUUUCAAGAGACUAAGAAAGCUGUGGACUCUGAAAAUGCUGCUAGAAAGCUUUGGGGGUGCAGAAAUAUGGAAUUCAUGUCUGUGGAUCCUGUAGGCUCUGUUGGUGGACUUCUAUGCAUAUGGGACCCUUCAGUGUUCCAACUCUCUAGGUGGGCUGGAUUCAGAAUUGUUCAAAAAUCAAAGCAACUAAAGCUAGAAUUAAAAAUAUGGAACAUUGAGGUGUUUGGAAAUGUCUCAUCCAAACUCAAGGCUUUAGAGGAGGAAUUGCAUGCAUUAGUUAGGUUAGCAGAAGAAAGAAUUCUGGUUGAUUCUGAGAGGACAAUAAGAAGGGUGGUCAGAGAUGAAAUGUGGAAAUUGCACAGAAUGGUGGAGUGGAUUUGGCACCAAAAAUCCAGAUUGAACUGGACUCUAAAUGGGGACAAGAAUACUAGAUUUUUCCAUGUUUUUGCUAAUACCAUACAGAGUAGGAACAUAAUCAGCUCUAUUGUAGUUAAUGGGGUGUCUUAUGAGGAUCCUAGUAUGGUUAAAUUAGAGGUCUAUCAGCAUUUCAAGAAGCUGUUUGCUGAGGAUUGGGUCAAAAGACCUGUCUUGGGAGGGUCAUUCAAGACCAUUGAGGCAGACUAUGUUUCUCAUCACCUUGUUUCAGAAUUCAGUGAAGCUGAGGUGUUGGCUGCAAUUAAGGAUUAUAAUAAUAACAAAGCUCCAGGCCCCGAUGGUUUCAAUCUGCUUGGAAGGAACAUCCUUGAUGGGGUGUUCAUUGCCAAUGAAGUGGUGGAUGGUUGGAAGAAGACCAACACGAAAGGUCUGAUCUUAAAGCUAGAUUUUGAAAAAGCUUUUGAUUCUGUAAACUGGGAAUUCUUGUUCUCUUUGCUGUCCAGUUUUGGGUUUGGGAACAAAUGGAUUUCUUGGAUGAAAACUUGUGUGUCUACAGUCAGGAUUUCCAUUCUUGUGAAUGGAGCUCCAACUAAGGAAUUCUCAUCACAAAGAAGGCUUAGGCAGGGCGAUCCGCUAUCACCUUUCCUAUUCAAUAUAGUGGCUGAGGGGUUAAACAUUCUUUUGGUCAGAGCAAUUAAUCUUGGCAUUCUUAGAGGUGUUCAUGUUGGGUCUAAAGAUGUCCUUCUGUCUCAUCUACAAUUUGGAGAUGAUUCAAUUCUCUUUUCUGAGGCAGAUUGGGAUCAAAUGGUGCCAAUCCUGGUAAAAAAAUCUACCCGGAAGCCUGUGCUUGACAAGAUCAAAUCUAAGCUUUCAGGGUGGAAGAGGAAAUUGUUAUCUUUUGCAGGUAGAUUAACUCUAAUCAAGUCUACCCUAUCUAGUUUACCAGUUUACUUCCUUUCUUUAUUUAAGAUGCCAGAAAGUGUGGCGAGAGAAUUUGAAAAGAUUGAAACAGCUUUUUUAUGGGGCAGUAAUGAUCUUAAAAGGAAAGUUCACCUAGUGAAAUGGGGGGAGGUAACUAAAAGCUUUGACCAAGGGGGCCUGGGCAUCAGAAGAAUCAGAGAUGUUAAUGCUUGUCUAUUGCUCAAAUGGUGGUGGAAAUUUGAAACUCAAGUCAACUCUCUUUGGAGGAGAGCUAUAUGCAACAAAUACAAUAUUGAUGAGGUUAGUUGGCAUCCACCUUUAAAGUUCACUUACAAGCAUUCUAGAGUUUGGAAGGGCCUGUCAUCUAUUGGGAAUCAUAGCACAAAUAUUUACAAUUUCUAUAUAGAUAACUGCCAAAUUCAAGUGGGGGAUGGAAACAGAAUUAAAUUUUGGCUUGACAGAUGGUGUGGCAACUCUAGUCUUAAGUCUACCUUUCCCCUCCUCUUUAAUCUUUCAAUAGAUAAAGAAGGCUCUCUCCAACAAUUCAUGGCAAGAAAAACCAGCCCAAACAAUUGGAACUUUCCCCUUAGGAGAGUGCUUUUUACUUGGGAAUUGGAUGAAGAAGCUAACUUACUUGGACUCUUAUCAUCAGCUCCCUCUCUGUCACUUGGCAGGGCUGAUCAUUUUAUCUGGGCUACUGCAUCUGCAACUUCUGGUGUAUUUUCUGUGUCCUCUCUCUACUCUGCUACUAGCUCUAUUCUUGGCCCCCACUUUAAAAUAUAUGCUUCUGCUUCCUUCAUCUACCCAUUCUGUUGUUCUGAACCUGAAUCUACUGUUCAUAUCUUGCUUUAUGGCCCAUUUUCUUGGUUGAUUUGGUCGUCUAUAAUUAAUGAGUGGGGGUUUUCUUGGUGCAUACAAGGUUCAGUGGAUGAUCUCCUCCAAUGGUGGAUGGCUAUCAAUUUCAAGAAUAUUGAUAGGUUAAUUUGGAGAGCCAUCCCCCUUAUUGUUCUUUGGUCACUUUGGAAACUUAGGAACAAAUGUGUUUUUGUAGAGGCUCAACCUAACUUCUCUGGUUUGAGUGAAAAUAUCCAAAACAGAGCAGCACUUUGGCUGAAAGCAUCUAUUAAGGACCUUCCCUAUUCAGUUGAUGAUUUAACUUUCAAUUGGCGUUAA
Camellia sinensis is the source of this 2568-nucleotide messenger RNA. Lineage: Eukaryota; Viridiplantae; Streptophyta; Magnoliopsida; Ericales; Theaceae. The record is from RefSeq and is a predicted model, not a curated record.